Messenger RNA from Penaeus monodon (black tiger shrimp), 7239 nucleotides. RefSeq names its product mucin-7-like. The record is from RefSeq and is a predicted model, not a curated record. Lineage: Eukaryota; Metazoa; Arthropoda; Malacostraca; Decapoda; Penaeidae.
GGUCCUCCGCCAGUCGCCCUCCGCCCGCCGCCCCGCGAACAGUCCUCCCGCCGCACGCUGCCACACUCACCAUAACGGCUCGCCACAAGCAGCACUACACCAAGAUGGAGGAGAAGGUGGUUGGUGGUAAAGAGAAGAAGUAUGUGUUGUACACGGUGGUGGGCGAGGAGCGCGGGCGCGCCGGCGUGGGCGUGUGGGUAGUGAGGGUCCUCCUGGGCACACUCCUGCUGGUUGCGCUGGCUGUCGUGCCGUACCUCUCCUUGCGGCUGGCGCAAGUCACCGACCGCACCCUGGUGGUGUUCCAGCCCGUGCCCGUCCGCAACCACUCCCUCCACCACCACCACGCCGUGGAUCACGGCAAGGUCAGCCAUGUGGACGUCGUGAGCUUCCCCGUAAGUGCCUCGCUCACCAAGGAGAAUGCCACGGCGGAGGCAGCCAACGCCACCACCAAGGCCUCGGCCACCAACUCCAGCAGUAGCAACAGCUCCUCCGGCAGCGGCACCGGCAUCGUCACCCUGCACGAGUCCGCCGUGACCCUUGCCGUCAUGGAGGACACCAACGCCACGCGGAAGCACGGCAAUGAGUCCGAGGUGGAGGAGGCCGUGGUUGAGGAGGACGCAGGGCAGAAGGCGGGCGUCGAGGAGGACAAGAAGGAGCCCGAAGAGAACGCCACCACAGAAGACGCCGCCAGCACGUCGGAGGCUCCAGCCUCGAUAGCGCAGGUGGCGGCCGUGACGGACCAGGCCAGCCCCUCCACGCCUCCGGCCGUCGUCGAGAACAACACCGGCGUCGUGAACACGUCGCCCGCCCCCCACCACGAGAGCAACGCCUCGUCCGCCGCCCCCGUGGCUUCGACCGUCGCCGUGGUCGCGUCAACGUCUCCGGCCUCGACGCCCCAGACGCCGCCCAACACGACCGGCAAGGCCGCUGCGCCCAGCGCGAGCAACGUGUCCACGACGCCCUCCACCACCACCCCGAAGACAACCACGAGCGCCACCACCACCAGCUCCACCAGCAGUCGCCGGCCGCUCGCCCACAAGUUGGUGUACAUGUCCACCUCCGCCUCCGGCAACCACGUGGGCGGAUUCUGCGUCUGGAAGACCGACAAGAACGUCACGCGCUGGUCCUACUUCUACGAAAACAUUCCGAUCGAAUACCAGAGCCACCAGGACUCCUCCGACCACGAGAUGCGAGGGAUGCUGGCCGCCGUGCGGACGUGGGCGCCCCUGUGGAACGACCACCACGUCGUGCUGCGCUCCCACCACCCGGCCAUCAACGGCGCCGACCACCCCACGCGCCGCUCCCUCACCCGCGAGCUCGAGCGCCUCUCCAACGGGCGCUUCACCUACGAGCUGGAGUGGCGCCUCAAGAAGACCGACCGCGUGGUGGACAUCGCCUACUGCCUGUCCCGCCUCCACCGCGACUUCGCCCACUGGUUCCGCACCUUCGAGGGCCGCGUCGACGAGCUGCUCGGCCGCCAGGUGUGGGCAACGGCCAGGAUUAAGAACCGCACGCCCAUCGCGCAGGACGCCUUCCUCACCGACGACCCCGAGGACGAGGAAAUCCGCGGCGACAAAUGAGGGGCCAGCACAGCGAUGCUAAGAAACUACCAAAGUGGACUCUUUAAAAAAAUUCAUAGAUUUAACAUGGAAAAAAAAAGAAAAAAAAGAGAGAGGAAAAAAAAAAAGCAAAACGUGACUUCGCAAUAAAAGUGGUCGGGUCAGAGUGUACAAGUUGAAUUAAAUAAUAGACCCUAAAGAAAUGCAAAAUGAAAUACCUUAUCCCAUGUGAUACCUGCGCUGCGUUGGGAAGGUUAGUGAAGGAAAGCGCCCAAGAGAUCCAUCUUUCUCCAGUGCCGUGAUUGCGCACCAAAAGGACCUAGUGAUUAGCUCUGAAUUAGAAGUCUACAGCUCCCUGGGCAAGAAGAAGGAAGUGCUACUGAAAGCCGCUGAAGUGAAUAUAGUGCACUGACUAUUAGCUGAUGAUUUUUUAAAAUAUAUAUCUAUAUAUAUUAUAUAGCAUGAAAAGAUAAAGAUGGCAUGAAGUUACCAAUUACUGUGCUUUUAUUGGAAAGUUAAAUGGAAAAUAAGAUAUUUACCCCAAGGUAAAAACAUGCGUUAAAAUACCUAAACGUAUAUAUUUGCUAGCAUGCUAAAGUAAAAAGAUAAGCAUAGUUUGUAUUUAUGAAACAUAAGAAUCUAGAUCUCAACUGAAAUCUCAAGAUAGAACGAAGCAUUAAACAUAAAAUGAUGAUGAUAGUGAAGAGACCGAAAUGAUGCAUUAUAAAUUAAAUUAGAGAAUUCAAAGUGUUAUAUAAAAUAAUCCGAACUUUUUUCCCCGUGAUACUCAGUAAUUCUAUAAAUAAAAAAUGGUGAAUAAAAAGGUAUCUUAAAUAAAUAAGUAAAUAAGUGAAAUACCUAAAAGAAAAUCCCUUGCCUGUUUUCAUGGGCGACACAUCCAGCAUAUUCUGACGUGUCUUGUAUAGUUUGUGAAUUUUGUGAUUACUCUGUACACAGUAAUUGUUUAUCCAAAUGAAUUAAAUAGAUUUAGGUAACUUUCAGUAUAUGAGUGGACUGUUUGUUGUAGAGAUCAUGGCUGAUACAGAUGUCCUUCACCAUCAUAGUCCGGUAGGCAGUGAGAAAUUUUGCAGAAAAGUUUGUUGUUCAUAUUGCGAGGAAGAUGAUCGGGAGAGCUUGCCGCCGGAAUAGCCUAGCUGUGGUGUUCGCGUGGCUGCGCAUCCCCCUCGGCGACCCUGGCCCGGCCAUCGGACCAGCGGAAGUCGGGGGUGAUGCUAUAUCUACUUACGUUAGAUUGUAUACAGAUAUACAAGGGAACACCCUCUCACACUGUGCAUGCUGAUGUGGAUGCGUAUGUGUGCAUGUGCGCAAACACACACACACACACACACACACACACACACACACACACACACACACACACACACACACACACACACACACACACACACACCGAACAAGCCGUAUCAGGCCAGAGACACCAUGUCACUGUAAAUAGUUAAUCAACCUGCUUCUCUCUUAUCCUUUGUUGUAAUUUGUAUGGCAGUUCAUUCCAGCUAUUACGAAUUCGAAAAAUCAACAAUCAAAAUUUAUCUUUAGAAUCAAAGACUAUACUAGACCGCCACCGAUUAUUUGUAUUCGACAGGUUUUGCUGUAAAACACCGUGGCAGAGAAUGCGUGGGACAUGUAGGUCUAUAAGUCACUUUAUAAAGCGAAUCCAAAAAAGCGAAAUAAUAACUUAUUCCCUAGAAUAUGCGGCGCAUUGGCGCGGCCCUCCAGCAGGGCGUUUAGUGAUUCAUCCCAGGAGAACCUCAUGGCCCGCACUCGCUCUGCGUUCUUCGGGCCCGAGCUGGACCCACUAGUGUGUACCGUAGUGUAGGUGUAGCCCCUGAGUGAGUAGUCGGGGUGUACAAAGCUUGGCCUCACUCGCGUUUCCCUUCUACGUUCAUAGUGGUAAACAUGACCAACUGCUUGUCGAGCUUCUAAUCGGGAUGGCCAUUAGCUUUCUGUCUUUUUUUCCGUGUUUUUUUUUCUUUUCUUUUCUUUUUUUUUUCUUUUUUUUUUACUUAUUACCGGGACCUUCCGAUCGCCAAGUUAGAGGCGGUGAGUAAUUUCCACCGUAAAUUCAAUCCAGGGUUUUUUAAUCCUUAGAAAGGGUAAGCUAGAACGUCAUAAUAAUCCUUGCGUCAGGUUACGAGCCAACGAUGUGUUAGCGAGAUUUGCUGUCAAGGGUUUUGUUUACUACAGAAACGUAGGUCUAGCCUUCUUCUGAGCUGUCCGCGAGCCGACCAGUGAGGGCUGGCCGAGGACAGGACUAUCUCUCACGCGUGUGCUUGUUUUCAUCACUUUAUGAGUGCUGUUACAACAGGUUAGCAAAUUUGUUAAUUUGUGCCUGUGAAGUGUGUGAAUAUAUAUACAUAUAUUAUUUUUCUUUUCACUUUCACGAAAGAAACAGUUACGAUAUCAUGCAUUUUAUGUACAUUAGGGGUAGCAGGGACGACUGUUUACAGUUAUCUGUUACAUAUGUAUAUGAUAUUAAAGGCGUCAGAUCAUUACGUAUUUUCGUUGAUCAUAAUAAAAGACACCUCUAAAUCAGCCCAAAGUAAGAUCAGAGUGAUUGUCGAGGAAGAGGAUUUAAACUUUACCUCAGCAGGGCCCCUUUUGUGACGGAAAUAAAUUAUUCUCUCAUUGGACAGAUUUUCGCCAACCCCUGCAUUCUAAACUUAACCAUGCAUACGCGUCAGUUCUGAUUCAGGGCGAAAGUUCGGAUCAGCGAUUGAUGCAGGAACAAAUGAAGACCUAAAAGCGAGAGCGCGGUUCAACAGACAUUCCAUCCUCGAAAACCAGCGGCUGCGGGAACUAGGCAGGAAAUAGAGGCAUUAUACAUUAUCAGAUUGGAUGGCGGAGGCAAGAGAAUAUGGCUGAGGUUGAGCUUAAAGUGGAACAAAUAGGUGGCUUUAAAGAUGGUGGAACUAAAAUAUAAUUGACCACACGUCCAGUAUAUUGUAUAAAUCCGAUUUAGGUGGGAUUUCGAUAUGCAGAAAAAAAACAAGGAUCAGAGUUUAUGAGUAUGGCCCGAUUCGCUGACGCUGUCGAAUAAACAUUCACUGAAAGAUGUUAUUUUGGGAAUUGUUAAUUUUAUGUAGACCAACAAGUGUAAAUAUGUUCGGAUUUCAAAGGAGCCUUGGAUAUAUUUUUUCAUUGGUAUUUAAAGAUGGUCAUAAUUCGGAAAGGACGCACAAAACGUAUUAAAAUAACUCGAAGUAAAUAUUACGACAUUAAUAGGAAAUCCAAGUGACCCUUUUACAAAGUGUCCGAGAAAUUAUCCGAAUACUUAACGCUGUAGUGAAGUGACAAGUUACUAUAAAAACUAAACUGAGUUGUGAAAUACUAUGUCCUUCGGUGGAACGGCAGGACUGAUUUUACAGUAGAUAUUAAAAAGAUUAGAAAGACUAUGAAGAUAAAUUAUGUCCGAUUCAUUCUUUUAUCGUUGAAUUCACAAUUUCAUCCCUGGUACAUAAAUCAGAUCUUACUUCAUGUUUAUCGCUCGUGAAAAAAAAAAUCAAGAGGCAAAAAUUUAGCUUCGAGAUCAUUCCUUCAAGAGUAAAACUGUGCAAUUCCCAGACGGUUAAGCAGAGAAUGGGAAUCCCAGUGUUUCAUGUUGAAGAAAAGAAUCCAACAGAUGUCGUCUCCGGCCGCUUUGGAUGCGCUGAGAGACACUUAAGUGCACAUUUAUGUCCUUCUCUCCACGACGCCUCUACGGCCAGGCCAGCAUCAUGCGGUCCUGCACCAGAAAACGCUAUCCCCUAUUGAUCCAUGCCUACAACCCCCAACCACCCUCCGGCCUGCUCUUGCUCUCUCUCUCUCUCUCUCUCUCUCUCUCUCCUUCUCUCUCUCUCUCUCUCUCUCUCUCUCUCUCUCUCUCUCUCUCUCUCUCUCUCUCUCUAUCUCUCUAUUCAUCUAUCUGUCGAUAUAUCUAUCUACCUAUCUAUCUAUCUCCCCUUGUAUUUAUCUCGAUAAAUCUAAUCUUAAUACUUUCUCCAUCUUUCUCUUUCUUACUCUCUUUCUCAUUCUCUCAUCCCCUUAUUCUCUUUCCCUCUCUCCCUCCCUCCCUCUUACAAUGGGCGGCAUCGGUAGUUACAUAAGAAUGAAUCUUUUCUGUUUCGCGAGAGGAAUUAGAACCUUGAGCUCCCGAGUGUCACCUAAGCCCUCCAGGCGGCCUUGAAGGUCCAUUUCGGAGAAGCUAGAUGAAUAGACGGGAGGAGGAGGAGGAGGCGCUCCCGAGCCGCAACUGCGUCUGCCAUGACUAUUGCUGUACUCCUACUGCAGACUCUAGGUCGUUCGAGUCUUUGGUAGUAUGUUGGGAGGUAUCUUCACCUUUCCUUGUUCUUCAUUACUUAUUUAGAUACACUGUUUUGCAGAAGUGAUGGCGAAUAGCGCAUUGGAAACUCAGCCACAUCCUAUCACAAAAAAAAAUGUUUUCCCUCCGAUUAAAAAAAGGGAAAAACAGAACGCGUUAUCCGACCGGCCUUUAUUACCUUCGAAAUUCUCUGUUAACAUUUCCCUCGCAUUUCCGGAUCCCAAUCACUUAUAUCGGACCGAGAUAUACCCAUAAUUUUCCUGAAAUAGAUUGAGACGUAAAAGGCCUUUAGUUACCAUGAUGAUUCAGGCCAAUCUGACAUCCAAGCUGUGACUUGCAUCCGAAUGUUGAUUACAUUAAUGAUGUUAGGGAAUAUUUAGGGAACAGAUAAGUGUUGAUUAGAGAAUGUCUAUCGGUCCCAGUGCUAUCAGGUCUCUAGGUAAUUUGGUAUCAUAUACACCAUGUAACAGGUAGAGACUGUGGGCGCUUAGAGAAUACAUUUUGUACUGCUUUUAAAUGGAUUUCAGUUCCGACAGCUCCACAAUGACGACGCCUCAUUAUAUGAAUGGUUCGCUGCAUACAUGUUAGAGAUCACUCUUAUAUAUAAAUGGUUUUAUUAAAUUCUUAGGGGAGACGAAGGUAAUGCCAGCAUCAUCCAGAGGCAUAGUGCAUAAACAGAGGAACCAGACGGGGGGGGGAAGCGAAAAUGUGAGCGUGCCGGCACCCAGCGAGUGUGGCACUAAAGAAAGCUAGAUCACUGCAGUGCUGCUCAUGACGUGGCUCUGCGCCCUGGGUUAUUGAGUCGAGUGCCGCUGUAUUAAAGGCUAAAGGGAGGCAGUCCGUGUUGCCUUCCCAAGCGGGUCUUUGAGAAGGUAAAAGAGAGACACUAUCGGCUUACUCUUGUCGAUGUUCUCAUGUCUGUGAAGUGAAGGUGAACCAGCAAGAUUUCUAUUAAUUAUAAGUGUGAUAUAUAAAAAAAAAAAUCAUUCUUUCACAAUAUACGCCAUCUUGCAGCUAAUUCAUUGUUACCUGAUUUGGGUUAUCCUUGGAACAUGAUCAUGUUAAUGGAAUUUAUAUACUACUUGUAGACACGUAUGUGCAUACUUUUUGCCCAUUUCAGAAUGCAGAAUGAGUUAUCAUUAAAUUAAACACAACAUUGCCAAUAUUUCAACAGCACAAUAUUUUGCACAAGUAUAUUGUCCCCAUUGUUCUGUUGAUAUACCUAUGUGAUGAAACAUAUUUCACACUUUAAGACUAAUUCAUAUGAUUGUGAAAAUCUCUUUUGUUACCUUUUGUGACAAUAAUAAGCCAUUAUCUUUUGUCUGUUUGUAUAUUUUGAGAAUAAAGCUUAUGAGGCUCAAA